Messenger RNA from Thalassophryne amazonica, 1328 nucleotides. It is a transcript of the gene birc7, whose product is annotated as baculoviral IAP repeat containing 7. The transcript is spliced from 7 exons. NCBI's taxonomy places the organism in Eukaryota, Metazoa, Chordata, Actinopteri, Batrachoidiformes, Batrachoididae. Gene Ontology annotation, cellular component: nucleus; cytoplasm. The record is from RefSeq and is a predicted model, not a curated record. The coding region runs from base 1 to 1239 and encodes 412 amino acids. Gene Ontology annotation, molecular function: ubiquitin protein ligase activity; cysteine-type endopeptidase inhibitor activity involved in apoptotic process. Gene Ontology annotation, biological process: positive regulation of protein ubiquitination; regulation of cell cycle; negative regulation of apoptotic process.
AUGACUGGCACAGUACAAAAAUGGAAAGGAAAUCUAUGCGACAGAAUGAUGGAUGACAGGAUUACACGGCACUUCCUUGAGGAGCCUCAGAUGCGAAGAGAAGUAGAAAGAUUUAAAACAUUCCAGAACUGGCCAACAGAUGCGCCUGUUACCUCAGGAGAUCUGGCUAAAGCAGGCUUCUUCUUUCUUGGCCCUGGGGAUGAAGUUAAAUGUUUCUGCUGUGGAGGGAUUUUAAGAUUUUGGGUGUGUGGGGAUGACCCAGCUGCCGAGCAUCAGCGACAUUUCCCGACUUGUGAUUUCAUUCUUGGUCGAGCAGUGGGGAAUAUCUCCCUCCACGAUGGGUCCUGGGACUCCGUAGAUGGCCAGCUGUUGAGCCAACUUCAGAGAAUGACUGUGGAUGACCAGGGGACAUCCGCACAAGCAGUCUACCCUGAGAUGGAAGCUGAGGAUUCACGGCUAACUACUUUCCAUAACUGGCCUACUGAGGCCUCGGUCCAACCAGAUGUUCUCGCCAGAGCAGGAUUUUUCUACACAGGUCACGGUGACAAUGUGAAAUGUUUCUACUGCGAUGGAGGGCUGAGGAACUGGGAACCAAGCGACGAUCCCUGGCAGGAACAUGCCAAGUGGUUUCCACGUUGUGAAUUUUUGAUCCAGUCCAGAGGGCAGGAGUACAUUAGUAACAUACAGGAUGCUCAUUUCCACCUGGGUGAUACAGUGGUUGGAUCGCAAACCUCCACUGCCAGAGAGAUCAGCUCUAGCAAUGAUAUUGUCAGAAGUCUGGGGGCCUCAUCAGCCAUGCUUUCCCCAGUAGUGCAAACCGUGGUGCAGAUGGGCUUUGACAGCAGCUUGGUGGAGAGUUUGGUUCAGACCAAGUACCUGUUAACAGGUCGGCACUAUACAUCCGUAUCUGACCUGGUCACUGACAUACUGCAGGCGGAAAGAGACGACAGGCAAACAGGAUCACAGAGCAGAGAGGUAGAAAUGAGGCAGAACUGCAGUGCUGGAAGUGUGAGGACACAAACACCCACCAGAGAGAAUGCGAAGGACAACAGUCCAGAGGAGUUGCUGAGGCAGCUGCAGCAAGAGAGGACUUGUAAGGUGUGCAUGGACAAGCUGGUGUCCAUUGUCUUCAUUCCCUGCGGUCACCUGGUGGUAUGUAGGGAUUGUGCCGCCUGUCUUCGGCACUGUCCCAUCUGCAGAGCUGUGAUCAGAGGCAGCGUCCACGCUUUCAUGUCUUAAUGCUGAAGAAGCCAACAGUCAAGAUCAUUACAACUGCUGCUGGUUGUAUGUUUCACAUUCAUGCCUCAUUUUGUGUAAUAAACACUUUA